Antrostomus carolinensis (chuck-will's-widow) is the source of this 1000-nucleotide messenger RNA. Its product is annotated as solute carrier organic anion transporter family member 1C1-like. The record is from RefSeq and is a predicted model, not a curated record. The annotation marks the transcript as partial. The transcript has 7 exons. Gene Ontology annotation, molecular function: bile acid transmembrane transporter activity. Lineage: Eukaryota; Metazoa; Chordata; Aves; Caprimulgiformes; Caprimulgidae. Gene Ontology annotation, biological process: bile acid and bile salt transport; transmembrane transport; sodium-independent organic anion transport. Gene Ontology annotation, cellular component: basolateral plasma membrane.
AUGGACAGGCCAAUCACUACUGGUGAACUUAAAGACAAGUCACUCUUUCAGGACGGUGAUGGCAGCGCGAUUCCUACCAAGAGCAUGUGCCAUAAUUGUUCAAAGCUAAAGAUAUUUCUUGGAGCUCUAGCUUUUUCCUUUUUUGCCAAAGGAUUUUCUGGAAGUUACAUGAAGAGCAUGACCAGUCAAAUUGAAAGGAGAUUUGAAAUCUCAUCAUCAAUUGUUGGCAUUAUUGAUGGCAGCUUUGAGAUAGGUAACUUAAUGGUAAUGGUGCUGGUGAGCUACCUUGGACCAAGAGUUCAUCGACCAAAAGUAAUUGCCAUUGGAUGCCUCAUCAUGUCCUUAGGAGCAUUUUUGUCAGUGAUACCUCAGUUCCUAAUGGGACGUUAUAAUUAUGAAAGGAUAACUGUUACUGUGGACAACUCUUCUACAAGUGUAUCAGCUUGCUCCCCAGCAUUGUCUGUGGGCCAUCCAGUCACAGAUGCUACAGAAACACCCAGCGCAACAAAAAAUUUUGAAUGUGAGAAAACAACAAAUUCCUAUCUGUGGCUUUUUGUGCUGAUGGGGAACCUUUUACGUGGAAUUGGGGAAGCACCAGUCAUGCCAUUGGGAGUUUCAUAUAUUGAUGAUUUUUCUAAAGAAGAAAACUCAGCAUUUUACAUAGGCCUGGUGAGAUCCUCGGGCAUGUUUGGGCCAACCCUGGGCUUCCUGCUUGGAUCUUUCUGUGCCAGCCUUUGGGUUGAUAUUGGCGUUGUGGAUAUCGAUACCAUCAGCAUAAAUCCUAAGGAUACCCGUUGGGUUGGUGCCUGGUGGCUUGGGUUGCUCAUCUGUGGAGCAGUCAACUUCCUUGCCUCAUUACCUUUCUGGUUUCUGCCUUACUCCUUACCAAAAGAAGGAGCCAAUGAAAAAGUGAAGAUUAGUCAUUUGCCUGUUCAAGGAGAUCACUGCAAAACAGAGCCCCCAGUUCAGCCACAGUUAAAGUUCUCAGAGGCAGUAAAAG